AUGACUUCUGCUGCUUCCUUGUCCAUCUAUAACAAUCUACUGAGCUCCAACAAUUACACAAAAAUCUCCUUAGAUACUCUCACCCCAUCCUACAAAAACGAUGAAUCCAUUCAAAUUGAUAAAGUAGUAAACGAUUUCCCAACAUCUGUUGUCUCUGAUUACACAAAUGACGAGUUCUCUCUUAUUGGUUAUGGCUCCAGAUCUGUCACUUUUAUAAACUUCAAAGUCUAUUGUCUAGCAAUUUAUAUCUCAAACUCAGAUUUACAUCUAGUAUCUCAAAUUUUAAAUUCAAAUUACCUAUCAAAGACAUUUAUUGAUGGUUCGAAAAACCCUUCGAAUAGCCAUAAAGAAAACUUAUUGCUUGCUUUGAAAGAUCCCAAAACUUCUCAAGUUUUAAUCGAUAAUCUUUUAAAUUCUGGUGUAAAAUUCUUGGUUAGAAUUGUUCCUACUAGAAAUACAGAUUUUAAUCACUUAAAGGAUGGUUUCGUUAAAACUUGUUUAAGAAACGAAUUAAAUAAAAAAUACCCUGAAGAAAUGUCAAAGGGAAUCGAUGAAGUAAGAACUGUCUUUCAAGGUUAUAGAUCAAAAUGCCCAAAAAAUCACAACUUGAUUGUCGAAAGCUUGGAUGGUGGUAAAUUGGCCUUUACUUAUCAAAAACUAGACAAAAAAAAUAAAAAAAUCAUCAAAACUGUUAAAAUGGGUGUCGUAAAUGAACCUUUAAUCAGUAAAGCUGUUUUAUUGAAUUAUAUGUCUGGUGAUGCUCCAAUUAGUGAAGAAGCAAGACAAAAAUGUAUUGAGGAAAUUUCAAGACUCGCCUAA
Molecule: messenger RNA, 819 nt
Organism: Ascoidea rubescens DSM 1968
Lineage: Eukaryota; Fungi; Ascomycota; Saccharomycetes; Ascoideales; Ascoideaceae
Product: chalcone isomerase domain-containing protein
Exons: 1
Coding region: 1-819 (272 amino acids)
Molecular function (GO): intramolecular lyase activity
Source: RefSeq, a predicted model, not a curated record